AUGGCUCCUCUGACGCUCCUUCUUGUUCUGCUGUGGGUCGGUACCACAGUGAGCACAGUGGUGGAUGUGCACAAAAGGAUCAUCGGAGGUCAACAGUGUAAUGCAAAUGAGCGUCGGUAUCACGUGAAACUGGUCGAUCAGAACAAUAAUUUUGUCUGUGGAGGCUCUCUGAUCAGUGACGAGUGGGUUCUGACUGCAUCUCACUGCUGGAAGCCAGAACUGGGAGCCUCAGUGCAGAUCGCAGGACAUGCCUCUACCCGUGUGGGCCGUAAUAAUGAAAGAGUACCCGGUGAAUCACCAACUCUUCAGUGUGCAAAUGUUAACGUCGUUGCCUGUACUGGCCUUGAUUACACUAUGUGGGACACACGGUCUACUCCCGACCACUGGUUCUGUGGUCAAGCUCCGGGAGUGGAUGCAUGUUGUGGUGACUCUGGUGGAGGAGUCGUGUUCAAUGGCCGGCUCUACGGUUUGAUCCAGGGUGGUGGUGUACGUGCAAUGCAACGACCAAUUGACUUCCCAAACCCUACCAACCGAUGA
Molecule: messenger RNA, 537 nt
Organism: Mugil cephalus (flathead mullet)
Lineage: Eukaryota; Metazoa; Chordata; Actinopteri; Mugiliformes; Mugilidae
Product: putative trypsin-6
Exons: 6
Coding region: 1-537 (178 amino acids)
Biological process (GO): proteolysis
Molecular function (GO): serine-type endopeptidase activity
Source: RefSeq, a predicted model, not a curated record